This is a messenger RNA of Cucumis melo (muskmelon), 656 nucleotides long. RefSeq lists its product as uncharacterized. The transcript is spliced from 2 exons. Gene Ontology annotation, cellular component: endoplasmic reticulum membrane; endoplasmic reticulum. Lineage: Eukaryota; Viridiplantae; Streptophyta; Magnoliopsida; Cucurbitales; Cucurbitaceae. The coding region runs from base 110 to 481 and encodes 123 amino acids. The record is from RefSeq and is a predicted model, not a curated record. Gene Ontology annotation, biological process: intracellular protein transport; endoplasmic reticulum to Golgi vesicle-mediated transport.
CCAAAACCGGAACCGCAAGGUUGGGAUCGAAAAUGGAAGCCCUGAUUUAAAAGCGAAUCAAAAUCCGGCAAAAAUGGAGGCAUUAGAGAGAAGUUAAAGGAAAAUAGAGAUGAUUCAAGUUGUAUUGAAGCUUGUAUUGGCCGAAAUGGCUUUGAUUUUGGCUCUGUUGUUCAAAAAUCCAUUGAGAAAUUUGAUAGUGAAGGGAUUGGACAGAUUGAAACAGGGGAGAGGUCCUUUGGUGGCGAAGUCCGUCGCCGCGACGAUGCUGGUCGUCUUUGCCUCAGCCCUUUACAAUGCGGCGGCAAUCCGCGGGCGAAUGGCGGAGGGAGGCAUACUCAACCAGACGGACGAGAUUCUCAUGGCGUAUCGCCUUCUCGAAACCUACACGAUCGGUUUCUCGUUAUUCCUUGGGUUGAUUAUAGACCGAAUACACAAUUAUAUAAGAGAGCUUCAUCGACUUAGAACCACCUUGGAAGAAUGAUUCGAAGUCCUCACAUAACAAUGUUGUAGUGUUCGUUUUUCUUUUCCUUUUAACUUUAAGAUUCAACAUGUGUUGUUAGAGGGAAUUCAACACAAUGAUAACUGACCCAGAAAAUACGAUACGAUAUGUCCGUAACAUAUAUUGAUUAAUAAAAAAACUGAUGAUGCUCUUUUUU